AUGAAGACAUGUAGGAAUCCUUCAGGAAACUGUUCCACGCUCAUCACUGCCCUCGAAGGCUGCUAUCCACAGUGUCCCCCAACCCAGCCCUACUUUGAUGAAGACACCAUGAAGUGUGUCACCUGGCGUCAAUGUGGCUGCUAUGAUGACAAAGGCACCCACUACAGCAUUGGAGAUAAGGUUCCAUCGACCAACUGUCAUACUUGUUGCUGCAACUACGUUACAAGCAAACACGACAUUGGGAACCACAUCUGCAGAAGUAUCCACAUCACAAGCAACAACAUUGGAGACAGAGUAAAGGUUGCAACAACUAAACCACCUAAAGAAGUCACCACUGGCCCAGUUACAACCUCUACCACAGCUGUUGUUGAGACUACAACAACUUCGCCAGGCGUUACAACAGAAAGUCCUGAAACAACGGUUGUAACAUCACAACCCACUGUUGUUACCACAACUACUAAGAUUCCUGUAACAGAAACUGAGGGAACCACAGCCAAACCUGCAGAAACAACAACAUCAGCAGGAACAACAGUAAAGGUUGCAACAACUAAACCACCUAAAGAAGUCACCACUGGCCCAGUUACAACCUCUACCACAGCUGUUGUUGAGACUACAACAACUUCGCCAGGUGUUACAACAGAAAGUCCUGAAACUACAGUUGUAACAUCACAACCCUCUGUUGUUACCACAACUACUGCACUUCCUGUAACAGAAACUGAGGGAACCACAGCCAAACCUGCAGAAACAACAACAUCAGCAGGAACAACAUCAUUAGGAACAACAGUAAAGGUUGCAACAACUAAACCACCUAAAGAAGUCACCACUGUCUUGGUAACAACCUCUACCAUAGCUCUUGUUGAAACUACGACCUCAGUUUCAGGUGCCACAACAAUUAGUAUAGUCACAGGAAAGCCACAAACAUCAACAAUAUUUGUAAAACCUUCUAUUUUCAACACAACUGUUGUGGCUUCAACUAUAACUACAGGAGUAACAGCUAAAGCUACAACUUCCAUUGGCCCAAUAACACCAGAAGGGACCAGAACUGUUUAUACUACUGGGCAAGCCGGAACCACAGUUCUUUCCACACCAUCACUGUUAACAACAACAACUUCAUGUGUGUGCAUCGUCAAUGGGACCUCACACCAGCCUGGGGACUUGGUGUACAAUGUCACUGAUGGCUUAGAGUGGUGCUACGUUGCAUAUUGCAAUGCAUCUUGUAAAGUUGAGAUCCAUUCCUCUUCAUGUACCACUACACCAAUACCCAGCACAACCGCACAGUCUACCACUGCUUUGUUUGGCACCACUACAAAGGCAACGAUUUCUUCCACCACAUCUGUUACUAUCCCUUCAUCCACUCCCUCAACGACCUCAGUGGACUGCAAUGAUGAGUAUCCACCAAGAAAGAAUGGAGAGUUAUGGACGCUCAGCAACUGCACCACUGCUACCUGCAACCAUGGCACAAUCACAAAGACACCUACUAAAUGUCCCACAGCACCACAGCCCAUAUGUGCCAAUGGACGCCAAGCUGUCAAAGUCUACGAUGAUAACGGAUGCUGCUUCCACCAUGAAUGUCAAUGUGUAUGCAGUAUCUUGGCUCAAAACCACUACAUAACUUUCGAUGGAGAAUUAUUCAAUUUCAAGGAGAACUGCUCUUACUACCUGGUCAAAGAAAUUAUUACGAGAUAUAACCUGACUAUUAUUGUAAACAACCAUGACUGUGAGCCUUCAGACGUCACAUUCUGUCCCCAGACUCUCACUAUAACCUACCGAUCCCACACAGUUGUUUUGUCUCAGUUGAAGAUUGGAGGAACAGCAACUAAUGCGGUGUAUGUGAAUCAGAAACGUACAUUUCCCGCCUUCAGAAAUCCUGUUCUAUACAUCACUGGCACAGAUAUGGUGAUAACAUUGGAGAUACCAGAGAUCAACACAAAAGUGGUCUAUACGGGCUCCUCAAUCAGCAUUGACCUACCUUACACCCUCUUUGGCGGGAACACUGAGGGACAGUGCGGGACCUGUGAUAACUCACAGAACAAUGACUGUCGCUCUCCAAACGGCCAGGUGGAAAGCUGCUCAGACUCCGCAGGCCAGUGGCAUGUCCCAGGCACACCAUGUGUUAUCCCCACAACCCCAUCUAUAACGACAAAACCCACAACCACCUCAAAACCAGCAACCACAACGCGGCCCCUUUGCAAACCUGCAAUUUGUAAUAUCCUAACAAGCAGUGUUUUCAAGGCAUGCCACACAGUCAUACCCCCGGGACCAUUUGUGAAAUCCUGUGAGUCUGACAAUUGCAACAGUGUCAAUAACACCUGCACCAGCCUGGAGGCCUAUGCCACUGGGUGCUCUAAUGAAGGAGUCUGUAUCGACUGGAGGAAUGCGACCAAUGGGCGCUGUGAGCACACGUGUCCAAAAAACAAAGUGUACAAGGCCUGUGGGACCAGCGUAGAGCCUACAUGCAAUGACAGAUACAACAAGAAGUUCGAGACAGGUAGUGAAGCAUCCACUAACAACACCAAAGAGGGCUGCUUCUGUCCUCCUAGCACCGUCUUAUUCAACACUGUCUAUGACACAUGUGUUGCCUCCUGUGAUUGUGUUGGACCUGAUGGUAGACCCAAAGAGCCUGGUGAUACAUGGAUAAGUGGCUGCAACCUAUGUGAGUGUGACAAGGAUUCCAUGAGCAUCCAGUGUGAGCCUGCCACCUGCCCCACAGUGCAGAGCCCUGUCUGCAGCGGGCCGGGUCAGCAGCUGGUCAACAAAACAGACGGCUGCUGCACAACACAGUCCUGCGAGUGCAAUGUAAACCUGUGUCCACAACCAAUCACCUGCCCAGUGGGCUUCCAACGCAACGUUACCAGCGGCACCUGCUGCCAGUCCUACGAGUGUGUUCCUAAAGGUGUAUGUGUCUAUGACAUGAAUGAGUACAAGCCUGGUGACAAAAUACCAACAGAAACAACACCAGAACCACCAUUAGAAACACCAUCAACACCAACAACAACAGAACAACCACCUGGAACAACAGCAGCAUCAGGAGCAGGACAACCUUCAGGAACCACAACAGCACCAUCAGGAGCAGGACAACCUUCAGGAACCACAACAGCACCAUCAGGAGCAGGACAACCUUCAGGAACAACAACAGCACCAUCUGGAGCAGGACAACCUUCAGGAACAACAACAGCACCAUCAGGAGCAGGACAACCUUCAGGAACAACAACAGCAGCAUCAGGAGCAGGACAACCUUCAGGAACAACAACAUCUCCAUCAGGAGCAGGACAACCUUCAGGAACAACAACAGCACCAUCAGGAGCAGGACAACCAUCAGGAACAACAACAGCACCAUCAGGAGCAGGACAACCUUCAGGAACAACAACAGCACCAUCAGGAGCAGGACAACCAUCAGGAACAACAACAGCACCAUCAGGAGCAGGACAACCUUCAGGAACAACAACAGCACCAUCAGGAGCAGGACAACCAUCAGGAACAACAGCACCAUCAGGAGCAGGACAACCUUCAGGAACCACAACCUCCCCAUCAGGAGCAGGACAACCUUCAGGAACAACAACAACACCAUCAGGAGCAGGACAACCUUCUGGAACAACAACAACACCAUCUGGAGCAGGACAACCAUCAGGAACAACAACAACACCAUCUGGAGCAGGACAACCUUCUGGAACAACUACAGCACCAUCAGGAGCAGGACAACCUUCGGAAACAACAACAGCACCAUCAGGAACAUCGGGACCUUUCACACCAAAUCCCUGCCAGGAGUGUUUCUGUGGCCCCAAAAUGGAUCCCAUCACUAGGUUGAACAUCAUUAACUGCAGACCUGUUGUGUGCAACACACAAUGCCCCAAAGGUUAUGAAUAUCAGACCUUACAUGGAAAGUGCUGCGGGAAAUGUGUUCAGAAAAGCUGCAUUUUCACCACACAGGACAACACAACACAUAUCCUUGAGGUCAACAACACCUUUACUCCCACAAAUGACAAGUGUGUGAAAUAUACCUGUGAGAAGAUGAAUGGACAUCUUGUUACCAAGGAGACCAAGACCACCUGUUCUCCCUUUAACCCCUUGGACUGUGAACCUGGCACUGAGACUACUGACACUACUGGAUGCUGCAAAACCUGCAAGCGGAAGAGCGUCUGUGAGAUGAAGAGUAAGCUAACAGUCAUGGAAGUGAGCGGCUGCAAGAGUGCACAGCCGCUCAACAUUACGUCCUGCGCUGGACACUGUGGAAGCUCGUCCAUAUAUUCUGCGGCAGCUAACAAGAUGAUGCACCAGUGUGAGUGUUGCCAAGAGGCCAGCGUCAGUAAGAAGAGUGUGGAGCUGACUUGUGCUGAUGGCUCAAAGGUGAACCACAGCUACACUGCAGUGGAUACGUGCAGCUGCAGAAAAGCAGACUGUGUGCCUGGGACCACGGCAGAACCACUUCGCCGCAGGAGACGCUGAUCAGUCCCUGACACUGCUGUCCACCCGACUGAAACCUUAGAAACAAGAAUUAACAAGAAUUAACCUUCAAUUUUCUUAUUCUUGUCAGGUUUAUUAUUUAUAGCUCAAAAUGUGCUCUUUUCCAUUGUCGACUGGGAUGUAAACUUUCUUCGAUGAUUAUUAAUAAAAUGAUACUUCUGCAAUUUGAA
Molecule: messenger RNA, 4631 nt
Organism: Trematomus bernacchii (emerald rockcod)
Lineage: Eukaryota; Metazoa; Chordata; Actinopteri; Perciformes; Nototheniidae
Product: intestinal mucin-like protein
Exons: 22
Coding region: 1-4443 (1480 amino acids)
Cellular component (GO): extracellular matrix; extracellular region
Molecular function (GO): hormone activity
Source: RefSeq, a predicted model, not a curated record